Molecule: messenger RNA, 5797 nt
Organism: Patella vulgata (common limpet)
Lineage: Eukaryota; Metazoa; Mollusca; Gastropoda; Patellidae
Product: splicing factor 3A subunit 2
Exons: 8
Coding region: 146-1186 (346 amino acids)
Biological process (GO): spliceosomal complex assembly
Cellular component (GO): U2 snRNP; catalytic step 2 spliceosome; nucleus
Molecular function (GO): zinc ion binding; nucleic acid binding
Source: RefSeq, a predicted model, not a curated record
AUCGUCUUCUUCACUGUGGGUCUUCAAAACAGGAAACGGAAAUAACUCGAGACGUUCAUGCCAAAGAAAAAAACACGCGGAACCUAAGUUAUUCUUUGUAAAUGUAGUUAAAAACAGGAUAAGCUUACAGAAGUAAAGACUUAACAUGGAUUUCCAGCACCGGGCUGGAGGCAAGACUGGGUCAGGGGGUGUGGCCUCCGCCUCUGAGACCAACAGGGAUAGGAGAGAGAGACUGCGACAGUUGGCCUUAGAGACCAUAGAUUUGAAUAAAGAUCCCUAUUUUAUGAAAAAUCAUUUGGGUUCUUAUGAAUGUAAACUGUGUUUGACACUUCACAACAAUGAGGGAAGCUAUUUGGCUCAUACACAGGGUAAAAAACAUCAAGCUAAUUUAGCAAGACGAGCAGCUAAGGAAGCAAAAGAAGCGCCAGCACAACCAGCACCAGAGAAAGCCAAAGUUGACAUUAAAAAAUUUGUUAAAAUUGGACGCCCUGGUUAUAAAGUAACAAAACAAAGAGACCAAGAGACUGGACAGCAAAGUCUUUUAUUUCAAAUUGAUUAUCCUGAAAUAGUUGAAGUCAUUCAUCCUCGCUAUAGAUUUAUGGCAGCUUAUGAACAAAAAGUGGAGCCACCAGACAGGAAAUGGCAGUAUCUCUUGUUUGCUGCAGAACCAUAUGAAACAAUUGCAUUUAAGGUACCUAGUCGUGAAGUAGAUAAAGAUCCAAAGAAAUUGUGGACUCAUUGGAAUAGAGAUACAAAACAGUUUUUCCUUCAAUUUGCUUUCAAGUUAGAUGCUAAGGGAAUGUUCCAGGGACCUCCUGGAAGUGGACCCCCUCCACCCAGACAUCCAAUGCCUCCAAGAUUACCCCCUCCUCCAAUGAAUCAUGGAGGACCACAUCGACACAUGGGCCCUCCACAUGGUCCUCCCCAUGGUAUGCCCCAAAGACCGCCACCCCCUGGUCAUUUCAAUAUGGGCCAUCGACCUCCUAUGGGUAUGAACCCCCCUCCCAUGCCUCCUCCAGGAUCAAUGCAUCCUGGACAAAUGCCACAUGGAGGGAUGCGUCCUCCAGGCCCUCCAAUGGGUGCACCUCCCCCACCCCCUGUUCCUCCACCUACAAGCAACAGUGGUGGUAGCCACCCUACUCAACAACAAAUGGUUCCACCCCCACCCCCUCCUCCUCCAAGUUAGAAUUAUACAUUGUACAUUAUUGAUUUAUAUACACCAUUAGUCCAUUAUUACACAAAUGUUAGAGGGUAACAGUUUUUAAAAUCAUGACUACAAACAUUUAAACCUGAUUACCUUGUCAAACAUUGUGUCUAUUUAUCUGUCUAAAACAGUGGUUCUCAACCUUUUUUUGCCAACGGCACGCCUUGGAACACAUGAAAAAAUAUAGCGGCACUGUGAAAAAAUAUUUGAAUUUUGCAAAAUAAAAACAUGGCAAGUCAUAGACGGCAUACAAUAGUACACACAGACUAGUCAUAGACACGUAGAAUGACUAAACGUAAAUAAAGAAAAGCACAGCUAUGAACUUUUUUAUUGCAGUGUUUCGAAUUUCAUCAGUCAAAUAGCUGGCUUCUUUAGUGAAUAAUUUUCUUAGUGUGCCUUUCAAAAUUUCAUGGCACACUGGUUGAGAAUCAUUGGUCUAAAAGAUUACUCUAGGAUAAGAAAUUAAUAUGUCAUAAAAUUAAUGCCACCUGAAGGGAGUUUGAUUUAAAUGUGUUUUGAAAAAUUAAUGCAAACAUCAGAAUAACGAGUGAUAUAGGCACUAAGAUUCAAAAUGGCUUUUUUCGCAAUACAAAAAAGUGGACAACUAUAUUACAUCAUUGUUAUAUCAAGGAAAUUUAAUUAAUCAAUGUUGUUAUUAUAAAUAUCUUGUUUCACAAUAGUCUGAUUUACAGAAAGACUGUUGUGCCUUUAGGUUAUUUACUUUUAUACUGAGACACAAUGAAAAACACAACACAGAUUUGACUAGAAGUCUUAGUGAGACAUAGUGUAGCCCCACUUCUGUUAGUGCUGGAUAUUGCCACUGCAGUCACAAUAUGAUACAUAUCGUGAUUCAGGUGCUACGAUACAAUUCGUAUCACGAUUUAUAACCAGGUCAUUAUUUACCAAGAAAACUGGAUAAAUGAAUAAUUGAUAUUUUUAGUCCUGUGGAUGACGAAGAAAUAAAAUUGUUUUAUAUCACAAUAUUGAUCUGGAUCACAACAAGGACCAAAACAAUUUAGGAGUGUUUGUCUACCUAUGGAUAGCAUGUGAUGUGAAUAAUUAAGAGUGACAGGUUACUUACUGAGGUCACAAAAACACAUAAAAAAGAAUCGCGAUACAUUGAUUCAGCAUCUCACGAUUCAAUUCAUGAAUCGUGAGAAGGUGAAUCGCUUUGCAUUGAUUCAACGAUAUAUCGUGUUCAAUUCAAUUUUGUUUGUUUCAAAAAAUUUGAUCUGUGGUGCGUUUACAUUAAAACUUCUUUCUCACUGAUGGGAUUUCAAUAUUUUUUUUUGUCGGACAUUUUUACUGAAAAUAAAGGGACAUAACUCUUUAUCGUUAUUUAAGCAGGCAGUUUUAGACCACACAUAAAAAUCAUGUGUCAACAAAAUAUUCAAAUUCGUAUGUAAUAGAAAAUACAGAUUAAUUUCCAUACAUAUAUGGCCUCCAUAUAUGUAGGGAAAUUAAUCUGUAAGUCACAUUUAAAACACUGACUUACCGUAUUAGGCCAUACAAAAAUAAUAUUCUGGUUCUCAGACAAUCCUUCAGAAAAAUCUGAUGUGAGAGGGAGGUUUUUUUUUGUGUUUCUAUUAUGUCAAAGGGCUAAAUGAAUUCUCACAUCACAUUUCAAGACACUACAUUCAUCUCAUGUUGUUCAUAGGAAUGUAUGAUCAUCUAAUGUCAUUCAUGAUUGUCAGUAACAUUUAUACUUCAAAUUUUUGCAUCCUGUAACCGAGGGAAAAUAUUUAUGAGGUAAUGAGAUUGUUUUAAUUUUUUGCAUAAAACUUUGCAUACCUAUUCCUUAUAACCUAAGGAUGCUCCCGAUUGUUUUUUGGUGAAUGCCCGAUCCCCCCUGGAGCAGAGCCACGCACAUUUUUUCUUAGUGUGUCUGUGUGUUGCCUACAGGACACAAUUCUUAAUGGAUCGUUUUGGAACUUGGCAUAUGUAUUCCUUAUAGCCUAAGGACGGCAGUCGGCAACUAUUGAUUUUGGUGCAUGUCCUGACCCCCAGGCGCAGAUCCACGCCUCAUUUUUGUGUUAUCGUGUACAGGCCGCAAUUCUGAAUGGAUUAGCUUGGAACUUGGCAUAUUAUGUAUUUCUUAUAUUCCUUUUAAUAUGUCCACAUGGAAAUGUGGUCGUAUAUUGCCGUCGCCCUCAUCUGUCGUCCAGAAUUUCUUGUGAACACUCUACAGACUAUCAUCUGAUUGUUUUGAAAUUGAUAUAAGUUGUCGACAUUAGUGAGAUGAAGAAGCCUAUUUAAUUUCAAUAAUUUCCGUUAUGGCCCUUGUUUCACUUUAUUGCACCUUGUGAACACUCUAACGACAAAAGUUAUCAUUCGAUCUGUAUGAAAUUUAAUUGCAUUAUUUAAGUCAGUGAAACGAAGAAGCCUAUUGAAUCUCAGCAAUUUCUGUUAAUUACAUCUAGACUCUAGAGUUAUAGCCCUUGUUUCACUUUGUCGAACCCUGUGAACACUCAAGUUAUCAUCCGAUCUGUAUGAAAUUUAUGUACAUUAUUUAAAUUAGUGAAAAGAAGCCUAUUGAAUUUUAGUAAUUUUCGUUAAAUAUUCUAGAGUUAUUUCCCUUGGUUGACUUUGUUGAUCCCUGUGAACGACAAAAGUUUUCAUCCGAUCUACAUCAUAUUACAGUUAUUGCAGCCAUUUCAUAUUUCAUUCUCUUCAUUUUAAAAAAUACCAUAUCAAUCAAAGCAGAAAUGGGAACGCAUAUUGCUGUGUUAGCGAUGCUCUUGUUAAGUGACACAGAAGUAUCUGAGACCCAGAAUAUUUAUUUUGUAUAGCCUUAAUUUUUUUAUUUUAGGUCAUCAGGCAUCUGGUAAUUUCACAAUCGGAAAUUUGUCAUAAAAUAAACACAGAAUACUCUUGAUUUUAUUAACACUCCCCAAAUGUUUUUAAUUGGUGUUAAUGAAAUAAAUAAAAUCUGGUUAACGUUUCCUGCUUUUUUACAUAACUGUUAAGAAUUUUUUCACAGCAUUGUAUCAAGUGCUUAACAGUUUGAAAGAAAGUAGGGUUACUUGAAAAGAAAAGUUGUGUGAAUGACCUGAACUGAUUUGUUGAAAUAUUUUUUUUAAUAACACGGGACACCCUUAAUAAAAGUGGGUAUAAGUAUGGGAAGAAAUGGUAUGUUUGCCUUUUUUAAAGUUUCAAAUAGGGGAUAUAGGUGGCUGAAUUUUAGAUCAUGAGGUCUGUCAUUGAGUCUUGUUGCAUGGUGUCGAUUCUCUGCUUGUAGGUAAUGCAAUCUAUUUAAAACACAGAUCCUAUUUCGUUUCGUUUUUAUAGUUCAAAAUUUCGUUUUACUUGUCUUUACUACUUCAUGUAGUGUAGGCCAUCGAAAGUAUAAAAAAAGGAAACGAAAUAUAGACCUGUAUUUUAAUCAGAUUGUAGGUAAUGAGGAGUGGUCGCCUGUCCAACCAUGUUGGUUUUCUCCAGGUUCCUCCAAGUGCUAAGGACCCUUACGUAUGGGAAGAAAUGGUCGGUUUGCCUUUUCUAAAGAUUCAAAAGUGUGUGGGAGGGGGGGGGGGAUGGGUGGACAAAUUUUAAAUCAUAAGGUCUGUCAUUGAGUCUUGUUGCAUUGUGCCACUUCUCUGCUUGUAGGUAAUAAGGAUUAGGGUCGCCUGUCCAACCAUGUGGGUUUUCUUUGGGUACGUCUAAGUGCUAAGGACUCUCAAUGAAAGCAGUUUAUUGUAAUGACAUUGGACCAUGUAGUACUAGUAUGUGUUCGGUGGACAUCAAACUCUUCCUCUCUCUUUGAAUAAUUUAAUCACUUCAGUGAUUAGCCAAACACUUGUGUACUAGUGACCAAUCCUAUAUGGAAUCGGGAGAGAUUGUAUUUCUUGUAAAAUAAGUAUCAUUGAGCUUCAGAUAUUUGCACAGGGCCAGAAGAAUUAUCAAGUUUUAUUCACUAAAAUAUAUUGGAGAGGGAACUUUUAAUGUAUUGUCUCUCUCUCUAUACAAUUUUUGCAUUUGUAUAUAUUGGUCUUAUAGAUACUUAUGGGAGAUUAGAUAAAGAGCUGGCAGUGUUCACUAUUAUAGUUAAAAACUAGAUAAUGUAAAGAGAAUUUGCUGAAAGUUAUUGUCAAAUUGAUCCACUCUGAACCGAGAUUUUAGCUAUUGCAUUUUCGGCCUAGCCUCGAUCAUUACUAAAGUUGGACGGAUAAAAAACAUAGUCUCGAUUAUCCAUUUUAUGAUUAAAUUAUGAAUGGAAGUCGAACAGGAAAUCGGAACCUAAUCCAAUAAACAUUGCAGGCUAGCGAUGACAUUGAGAGUUGAUUACGGUCUGGAUAGGUUAAUAAUGUCUAAAUAAUAAUUUAGAUAACAUUUCAGGUCUAAAGAAAGACCUGCAAUAGGCAUAUUUAGCUCUUACAUAUGCAUGUUUAACUCUCCAUCUCUAGCAGCAUAUAUUUAGAACAUAAUGCCAUCGUUUUCUGAGAUCAUUAAGUAUAAAUCUUACUGCAAAUAUUAAUUUAAAGACAUCACAACCUAUUAUUAACUGUAAUUGUUAUUGUAAAUUUGCUGUCAUUUGAUUAUUUCAUAUGUAUCAUUCAAUUAUAUUUGAAAUUAAACUUUUUCAACAAAAUGAACCUA